This is a messenger RNA of Diversispora eburnea, 363 nucleotides long. NCBI's taxonomy places the organism in Eukaryota, Fungi, Glomeromycota, Glomeromycetes, Diversisporales, Diversisporaceae. The record is from the annotation of a GenBank genome assembly.
AUGGAUUCUACUGUGAAAGCAAUAAUAAACGCUACACCUCUUCCUUUAUCUAUAAUCAUUGUUGGAGUUGGAAAUGCUGAUUUCGCUAAUAUGAAUAUUCUUGAUGCAGAUGAUAACCCAUUAAAAGUAAUAGGAAGAGACAUAGUGCAAUUCGUUGCAAUGAGAGAUUUCCAAACUGAAACUGCACGAUACUAUUUACCAAAAGCUGUUUUAGAAGAGAUUCCCGAUCAAUUUAUUCAUUACAUGAAUGAAAAUAAUAUAAAACCAAGUCCUAAAAUUCAGAGGAAUGCAAAAGAAUUAUCUUAUAAUUCUAGAUUUGAUCGUGAAUAUUAUGAUGAAACACUUCCCGAAUAUUAUGCUUAA